CGGGGAGCUCGGGGGGCUUUGGGCGGCGCCCGGCCCGGCCCGGCCCGGUUCUCCGGAGUCGUUGCACUGAAGCCUCUGCAGAAAAGCGCCUCCAUUGCAAGCCUCCCCUGAAUUGCAGGGCCGGGCUCAAGCCGGGAAGCGGCCCGGAGAGCUGAGCGGGGCGCUCGGGAGGGCGUUAAUUCCGAGGGGCGCCAUAGGUGGGCAGCGACUCGCCCGCGCACGGCGCCCUCCCCGGCCGCUCGGCGCUUCGGCUCUGCCGCUCAGGCGUUCGGGGCAGCCUCCCCUGCCCGCUCGGCCUCCCCGCCCCCUCCGGCCGGCUUCCCUGCGAGGCACCGGGCGGCGAGGCAGGCGCUGGGGCGAGCGCCCGCCGGCCGAGCAUGAAGAUGGCAGCGGAGGAGCCCCAAGCCAAGAAGCCCAAACGGGAGGCCGCCCGCCUCAGUGAAAAUAUGCUUUUUGGAAUGGGAAAUCCUCUCCUUGAUAUCUGUGCAGUAGUGGACAAGGACUUCCUUGACAAAUAUGGACUGAAGCCAAAUGACCAAAUCUUGGCAGAAGAGAAACAUAAAGAGCUAUUUGAAGAACUUGUGAAAAAAUUCAAAGUAGAAUAUCAUGCUGGCGGAUCUACUCAGAAUUCCGUUAAAGUGGCCCAGUGGAUGAUCCAGAGCCCUUAUAAAGUGGCAACGUUUUUUGGGUGCAUUGGAACAGACAAAUUUGGUGAGAUUCUAAAGAAGAAAGCCGAAGAAGCCCACGUGGAUGCUCAUUAUUAUGAACAGAGUGAACAGCCAACUGGAACCUGUGCUGCCUGCAUCACAAGUGACAACAGGUCUCUUGUUGCUAACCUCGCUGCUGCUAAUUGCUAUAAGAAGGAAAAGCAUCUUGACCUGGAUAAGAACUGGAAGUUGGUGGAAAAGGCUAAAGUUUAUUACAUUGCAGGUUUCUUUUUGACUGUGUCACCAGAAGCUGUGCUGAAAGUGGCCACUCAGGCUUCGGCAAACAACAAGGUCUUCAGUUUAAACCUUUCUGCACCAUUCAUUAGCCAGUUCUACAAGGAGCCAAUGAUGAAAGUUAUGCCUUAUGUGGACAUCCUCUUCGGGAAUGAGACGGAAGCCGCCACUUUUGCUAGAGAGCAAGGCUUUGAGACCGAAGACAUUAAAGAGAUUGCCCGAAAGGCACAAGCCCUACCAAAAGCCAACCUUAAAAGACAGCGAAUUGUUGUCUUCACCCAAGGGAAGGAUUAUACAGUCAUGGCCACAGAUACUGAUGUGCAAACUUUCCCUGUCUUAAUCAGUGACCAAAGUGAGAUUGUGGACACCAAUGGAGCUGGAGAUGCGUUUGUAGGAGGUUUCCUCUCUCAACUCGUGUAUGACCGGCCGCUGACGGAGUGUAUCCGUGCCGGACACUAUGCCGCCAGUGUGAUCAUAAAGCGUUCUGGCUGUACCUUCCCAGAGAAGCCUGACUUCCACUGAUAUUAGGCCACCCAAGGGAUCAAGAAGAGGCCUCUCUGCCUCGUCCGCAUUCUCCCCCUUCCUAGUUAUCCUGCAUUGAGGCUUCUGUACUUCUAUUCACAUUUAUCUUUCACGAAUCUCUGUGCUGAUGGCCCUUUCCCUCUUCCAGACAAAACAGUGACUUGCAUGUGUUAAAUUAGAGGUCGCACUACCAGGUGAUGCUCCAUUCACCCCCCGCCCCUGUACUUUGUAUUCCUCCCCCCACCCCUGAACAGUUUUCAGGAGUAGAAAUAUAUGAAAAAAUACCCCAGCUCUGGUCUAGCAAUGCUCCGUAGUAUAUUCAGUCAUGAGCAGUUUUUCUUGCCAAAUCCAGGCGAGAAAUAAUUAAGUUUAAUCGGUAUAAGUUAAUAUUAUACUAGUUUGAAAACCAGUGACAUUUUUGCAAAUUUGUAUCCAUAUUUUCCCUCUGAUUAUCUUACAUUCGCAUACACGCUGGGCUCAGUCUUUCUUCCAUUGCAGUAAAUAGGAAUUUGCCCAUGAGCCUCAUCUGAGGUCUUGUGGCCUGAAGGCAUCUAACCAGCUUCAUAAAAUGUUGGCUGAGGCCUCACUGUGUGCAUCUGUCAGGAUGAGGCUCUUUGGUCUCUGUUCCCCUAGGGCAGAACCAGGAUAUUUUUGGAGUGUAAGCGGAGCCCAGAAUAGGACACACUCUCUUGUCUUGGUGGACUUGAGGGUUGCAUCUCAAAGGAUACAUGCUUGUGAAAAUGAAGUACAGAAAUAAUCAUGCAGGCGAUCUCAGCAGGAUAUGCCAAAAUGGAAUCUUGGACUUCAACGCACAGUUUUAAGACAAUGUAUUUCGUAUAAGUAAGAAAUCUUCUCAAUUUUAUUUGUAGUACAGUAUUCAAGGGAGAUGUUCUGAAAAUGCCAUUCAUUUACUUUAGUAUGUAAUUUGAUACUGAUAAAUAAAACAAUUGUGAUACAGAA
Molecule: messenger RNA, 2423 nt
Organism: Eublepharis macularius
Lineage: Eukaryota; Metazoa; Chordata; Lepidosauria; Squamata; Eublepharidae
Gene: ADK
Product: adenosine kinase
Exons: 11
Coding region: 378-1463 (361 amino acids)
Biological process (GO): purine ribonucleoside salvage
Cellular component (GO): cytosol; nucleus
Molecular function (GO): adenosine kinase activity
Source: RefSeq, a predicted model, not a curated record